Molecule: messenger RNA, 718 nt
Organism: Pteronotus mesoamericanus
Lineage: Eukaryota; Metazoa; Chordata; Mammalia; Chiroptera; Mormoopidae
Gene: HES7
Product: hes family bHLH transcription factor 7
Exons: 4
Coding region: 83-718 (211 amino acids)
Biological process (GO): anterior/posterior pattern specification; regulation of neurogenesis; regulation of transcription by RNA polymerase II
Cellular component (GO): nucleus
Molecular function (GO): protein dimerization activity; RNA polymerase II cis-regulatory region sequence-specific DNA binding; DNA-binding transcription factor activity, RNA polymerase II-specific
Source: RefSeq, a predicted model, not a curated record
AUGCAGCACAGAAAAACUGCGACAAAAAAGGCCGAGGCACCUGGGCUUGCAAAAAGAAAGGGCGCUUUAGAGAGAACAAGAGAUGCUGAAGCCGCUUGUGGAGAAGCGGCGCCGAGAUCGCAUCAACCGCAGCCUGGAAGAGCUGAGGCUGCUGCUGCUGGAGCGGACCCGGGACCAGAACCUCCGGAACCCGAAGCUGGAGAAAGCAGAGAUACUGGAGUUCGCCGUGGGCUACUUGAGGGAGCGAAGCCGGGUGGAGCCCCCGGGGGUCCCCCGGUCCCCAGCCCAGGACGCCGAGGCGCUCGCCAGCUGCUACUUGUCCGGUUUCCGCGAGUGCCUGCUUCGCCUGGCGGCCUUCGCGCACGACGCCAGCCCGGCCGCCCGCGCCCAGCUCUUCUCCGCGCUGCACGUCUACCUGCGCCCCAAGCCGCCCCGGCCGGAACCCGUAGAUCCGAGACCCCAAGCGGCGCGCCCACUGCUGGACCCCGCCGCCCCGGCGCCUGGCCCCGCGCUGCACCAGCGCCCCCCAGUGCACCAGGGCUCCUCCAGCCCUCGCUGUGCCUGGUCCCCGCCCCCUUGCUCCCCCCGCGCCGGGGAUUCCGGCGAGCGGGCGCCCCUCACCGGACUGCUGCCGCCGCCUCCGCCGCCUCACAGACAAGAUGGGGCGCCCAAGGCCCCGCCGCCCCCGCCGCCCGCUUUCUGGAGACCUUGGCCCUAA